AUGUUAAAUUUAAUUGGUAAAGGUAGAUCUCCAACAAUUGGGUUAAGAAGAACCACCCUCUUCUUGAGGUCUACUACUCUUGUAAGUUCGAGCAUUACAAACGUAAAACCAGUUAUAACCAGUUAUAGUUAUGUGACACAAUCUGAUUCAAGAGGAAAACCUCACUCUGAGGAAAGGAUACCGGAAGAGAAGAGUGGCACCCCUGAAACAUAUCAAAAUGAACAGAUCAAGAAAUUAAUAAAAAAGUCGAAAAUGCUUUCGAAACUUCAAGCUGAUCCUAGAUUCUCUCAUUACUUCAAGAGAAUAACAACAUCAGGAACAAUCCCAAUGAUAACUUCCUUUUUUAUUUUACAUGAAUUAACUGCCAUAAUACCUUUAUUUACGGUUUGGUAUAUCCUUUACAAUUUAAAUCUCUUCGAAAACUUCGAAUUUUCUGGAGAGCUAAUGACAAAAUGUAGCAAUGCAAUAGAAAAAUUUGUCGGAGACAAGUACCAAGAUUAUGAUAAACAUCGGCUUAUACUAAGUGGUGCUAUGUCGUAUGCACUCGUUAAAGUGAUGGGCCCUGUAAGAAUCAUUUUGAGUUUGUGGGGUGCUCCUUACUUCUGCCGAUGGUUAAUACUGCCAUUCAAGAAGUUGACCAAUUUAGUCAAGUCAAAGAAAUAG
This is a messenger RNA of Maudiozyma saulgeensis, 663 nucleotides long. NCBI's taxonomy places the organism in Eukaryota, Fungi, Ascomycota, Saccharomycetes, Saccharomycetales, Saccharomycetaceae. The record is from the annotation of a GenBank genome assembly.